This is a messenger RNA of Mangifera indica (mango), 2400 nucleotides long. Its product is annotated as subtilisin-like protease SBT4.15. Gene Ontology annotation, molecular function: serine-type endopeptidase activity. Gene Ontology annotation, biological process: proteolysis. The transcript has 10 exons. The coding region runs from base 1 to 2238 and encodes 745 amino acids. The record is from RefSeq and is a predicted model, not a curated record. Lineage: Eukaryota; Viridiplantae; Streptophyta; Magnoliopsida; Sapindales; Anacardiaceae.
AUGAAACUUAAUCUUCCAGCUUCAUUUAUCUUCAACCUAUUUCUCACUGCUACAUUUAUACUUACAGCAUCGACUCAGACUGACAAUGAAAGAAAGCCAUACAUUGUUUACAUGGGAGACGUGCCAGCAGCUGGAAUUUCAGCGGUAAAUGAGCAUCAGAAUCUGCUCAGGACGGCAAUUGAAGACGACAAAUUAGCUGAAGAAUCCAGAGUACACAGUUAUAAGAAGAGCUUCAAUGGCUUUGUCGCCAGGCUAUUACCGCAUGAAGCAAAGAGAUUAUCAGAGGAAGAGGGUGUUGUUUCUGUGUUUCCUAACACUAAGCGUCAAUAUCACACAACUAGAACAUGGGAUUUUCUGGGACUUUCUGAAACAUUACAGAAAGAGAAUUCCAAAAAAGAGAGCGAUAUUAUUGUUGCUGUUUUUGAUACAGGAAUCUGGGUUAAAUCUCCAAGUUUUAAUGAUAAAGGCUAUGGACCUCCUCCAGCAAAAUGGAAAGGCAAAUGUGUUACAGGCGCCAAUUUCACUGGCUGCAACAACAAAGUCAUUGGUGCAAGAUACUACCAUCUAGGUAGGGAGAUUGAUCCUACAUUGGAUGAACCAAGUCCAGUUGACACUGAUGGGCAUGGCACUCACACUUCCUCCACAGCUGCAGGGGCAUUGAUCAAAGGUGCUAGCUUGUAUGGCAUUGCCGAAGGCACUGCUCGCGGCGGCCUCCCAUCGGCUCGCGUCGCAAUGUACAAAGUAUGUUGGGGCGACGGCUGCAGUGAUAUGGACUUACUAGCCGCUUUUGAUGACGCUAUUCAAGAUGGUGUCGACUUGAUAUCGAUUUCAAUUGGUGGAGUGUCGAAGAGUUUUUUCGAUGACCCCAUUGCCAUUGGCUCUUUUCAUGCCAUGAAAAGGGGAAUCCUCACCUCUUGCUCAGCUGGGAAUCAGGGGCCUGGUUUAGGAACAGUGCAAAAUGUUGCACCAUGGAUUUUAACUGUGGCUGCUAGCAGCAUUGAUAGGAAAUUCGUGUCAGUAGCUAAACUUGGCAAUGGCAUGGAAGCUUCUGGGAUCUCCAUUAACACAUUUUCACCGAAAAAACUGAUGUACCCUCUUACCAGUGGAGCUCGUGCAGGCAAUGACAGUCAGGGCUUUGGAAAUGCUAGUGCCUGUGAUUAUGGAACUCUAAGCAAGGAGAAAGUGAAGGGAAAGAUUCUAUACUGCGUUGGUUUCGGUAAUUACGACUAUACUAUCAAAGAAUUAGGUGGAGCUGGAGCAAUAGGGAUUCUUGAAGGACCAACAGACACAGCCUAUACUACUCUUAUACCAGGCACCUCCAUCAGCCCCAAAGAUGGCUCCCUGAUAAACAAUUACAUCAACUCCAACAAGAACCCUGAAGCUGUUAUAUACAAGACAAGGGUAGUUAAGAUGCCUGCCCCUUUUGUUGCUUCUUUCUCAUCUAGAGGGCCUCAAGUGAUCAGCCUGAACAUCCUGAAACCAGAUGUCUCAGCACCAGGGAUUGACAUUUUAGCUGCAUAUUCACAAAUGGUAUCAAUAACAGGACUGUCAAUGGACAAACGAAUUUCACCAUUUAACAUAAUAUCAGGCACAUCAAUGGCUUGCCCUCAUGCUGCAGCUGCUUCUGGCUAUGUCAAAUCUGCCCAACCGGACUGGUCACCUGCAGCCAUCAAGUCCGCCCUCAUGACCACCGCCACCCCUAUGGAAAUCAAAGCACAAGAUGUAGAACUAGGCUCCGGAUCAGGCCAAAUUAACCCAUUACGGGCGAGACACCCGGGUCUCAUCUAUGAUAUUUCCUUGAAUGACUACAUAAGUUUCCUUUGCAAGGAAGGCUACAACAGCACAUCCAUUGGUCUACUAAUGGGAGACAAGAAGAGAUUCAACUGCUCUAGUUAUAAACCUGCACAAGGGACAGAUGGGCUUAAUUAUCCUUCAAUGCACUUACAGAUGAAGGAUAAUUCCAGGAUUUCAGCAGUGUUUUACAGGACUGUAAAAAAUGUGGGAUAUGGCAAGUCAGUGUACAAGGCAACUGUUACAUCGCCAGAGGGUCUCUCAAUUAGAGUUUUUCCAAAUAGUCUGACAUUUAGUAAACCCCGUGAAACGAGGACUUUCAAGGUUGUGGUGAAGGGCGGGGCAAUGAAAAAUGGAACUCAUAUUUUAUCAGGUUCACUUGAAUGGAGUGAUUCUAAGCACAGUGUCAAGAGCCCUAUUCUUGUAUAUAGGGCAGGACAAAUUUAAGUUCUAAUUCUGUUGGCUGAUUUUAUGUAGGUUUUUUUUUUUUUUGGGCAAUUGAUUUCAUGUAGGAUAUUUAUGAGAUUCUUCAAUGUCAACUAAAUUCCUUACUUUUUUUUUUUUUUUUAAAUUGAUCAUAUAACUUUAGGGUUCUUUUGCAAGUAAGAG